AUGAGUGAGAAGUCCAUGGCGAAGUUGGCCCAGAAGAAAUUCAUAGUUGGGUUGGAUCAUGUUCAUCUAAAGAAGUGUGCUGAUUGCCUGGCGGGAAAGCAAAAUAGAGUUGCUUUCAAAAGCUCCAUCCCUUCAAAAGCAAAGAACGUGUUGGAUCUAGUUCACUCAGAUCUCUAUGAACCCAAUGUCAACGUCAAAUCACUUGGAGGUGUCAGAUAUUUCUUGGCAUUCAUUGAUGACCAUUCACGGAAGACCUGGGUGUAUACCUUGAAAACCAAGGAUCAGGCCAUAGAUGUUUUCAAGCAAUUCCUGGCCUUGUUGGAGAGGGAAACUGGCAAGAAGCUGAAGUGCAUCCGCACUGACAAUGGUCGAGAGUACAGAGGUCCAUUUGCUACCUUCUGCAAGGAACAUGGAAUUUGGCAGCAAUUCAUACCACCAAAGAUGCCACAAUUGAAUGGGCUAGUUGAAAUGAUGAACAUGACCCUGCUAGAGAGAGUCAGGUGCUUGUUAUCACACUCGAAGCUACCACAAUCUUUCUGGGGUGAGGCACUGCUCGCAUCAGUUUAUGUGAGGAACAGGUCACCAAGUGUGCCACUGAAGUAUGACGCCCCAGAGAAGGUGUGGACAGGAAAAGAAGUUUCCUACAAACAUUUGCGGGUAUUUGGUUGCAAGGCCUUUGCCCAUAUUCCAAAGGAUGAAAGGUCAAAGUUGGAUUCCAAGACGCGACCGUGCGUAUUCAUUGGAUAUGGUCAAGAUGAGUUUGGCUAUAGAUUCUAUGAUCCAAUCCAGUAG
Messenger RNA from Linum trigynum, 792 nucleotides. The record is from the annotation of a GenBank genome assembly. NCBI's taxonomy places the organism in Eukaryota, Viridiplantae, Streptophyta, Magnoliopsida, Malpighiales, Linaceae.